Plectropomus leopardus (leopard coralgrouper) is the source of this 2661-nucleotide messenger RNA. NCBI's taxonomy places the organism in Eukaryota, Metazoa, Chordata, Actinopteri, Perciformes, Serranidae. The record is from RefSeq and is a predicted model, not a curated record.
AUGGCAAUCUCUGUAGACAAGGACCCACUCCCUCAUGUGGGACCCAAACCUGUGUUGACAAUACCCGACGACCCUAGAGUCAUUGGAUCGUUCGACCUCAACCACUUCUCUGUCCGCAUCAUGUCUGUUGACUACCAGGCGUCCGGCCCCUGCCACGGACCCCCUUCAUCCUCGGGCCCCCGCCUCAACUUCAGCGAGGACUCAGAGGUGGUUCUGGGAGACUCCACAGAAAAUGCGUUUGCAUAUGUUCACCACAUGACCCUUUAUGACCUGGAGGCUCGGGGCAUGGUGCGUCCUUUCUGCAUGGCGUACGUGUGUUCAGACCAGAAGAAGCUGAUGGAGAACUUCUCCGAACUGUCGACAAGCUUCUCUCGGGCCUCUGACAGCCUUAAGACGGGAAACAGACAAGCAUUUUCUAUGGAGCUGCAGAGGAAGUUACAGGAGCUCGAGUAUUCUCGGUUGACUCUGCUGCAGGAGACUGAAGUUACGAGGAUGGCCAAUGGGCUCACAGAGGACGGAGAAACAGUAGAUGAGCUUGAAGCUGUAGAGCGUUCAAUCUCAAAUCACAAAGACCUCCUCCGCCAGGUCACGUCUUACCCAAACAGGAAGCUGAAACAGCCAGACUUCCUGCCUUAUGACCCGGCUGACUCCCUUGCUGAUCCAACUGCGUUACUGCCUCCUGAGCCCUGUCCCUCCCUCUCCACCUCCACCUCCACGACCUGCAGGUCUGAGCGCCAUCUGAAGCCGCUUCAGGAGCUUUGCAACACUUACUUCCUGUCGCUGAUGAAGGAGCAGCUCGCUGACACAGAGCGCCGCCUACGUGGCGACAGGAGUGUGCUACAAACUGCUCGUGUCACGCGAUAUUUGUCCAGAAGGCUCGCGUUCAUCAACUUCUUGUUUGAGCUUUGGAGUCCAGAGGACGGCGAUGAGGAGGAGAGAGAGAGCUGUGAGGCAGAGCUGCAGAGGGCAGCGGGGAGUAAGAGCGGCAUCGAGAUGUUUCAGUCAGAACCCCUGAGCCUGGAGUCCUUCUACUCCUGUGUGGAGGAGAUCCCUAUCAAACUGGAGGCAGGAGAAGCUGGGACAGUGACUCCUGAUCCCAAUGUCUCCACUGAGAUGACAGGAAGUGUGAGCAGCGGUGACAGCAUCGAAGUGCUCGGGACUGAGAAGUCUUAUCGGACGCAGCAUGAUGUCACUGGAUCUGACAGCAGAGAGACACUAGUUGGGAUGACGGACACCUCCAGGAGAGCCGCAGUAGAUUCAAACGUCAGGCGUGUGCGAGCGUACGCCAGACGAGCCAACAGUGAGGACAGCAUCGAGGUACUGAGUACCACCGAGUCUAUCUUUCCUGACGACCUUACCGCCAUCACAGAGGAAGAAGCAGAGCACCAACCUCUAAAUAAUGGCUUUGAAAAUGACAAGGGGAUACUGGAAGAGUUUAAAUCUGACCACGUCCUCCAAGAGACGACACUGAUGGUGACUACUUUAGACAAUGAGGAUGAAAACAAAGAGCCUCUUCAGAAAGAAGACGGUCGUGUUGACAGAGAAGAGACAAUAAAGCAAGUAACUGUUAAUGGGAGGAUUAAAGAGGAGCAGGUCAUCCAGUCUUUGAGGAGCCAUCAAGUCAAUGAAGACAACAGUCCCGAGAAGACGUCCAAACUACUGCAAGUUGAAGAAGCAGUGGAGUCGACGCCUCAGUGGUCUGAAGACCAUCAGGCGAUGCAGUCGGUGCCUGACCUUCAUGUCAGCUUCGCCCCUCCUGUUGCCCCGGCCGAGGCUGACCGAUGGUCUUCACCCUGCGCUCCUCUCAGGCUGCUGAGUGUCGACGAGGCCUCCGACUGCACCAGCUUCACCGGCUCGUCGGACCCACCCUCUCCCACCCAAAAUGUCCAGUGCAACACCAACUCAGUUCAGAGGAGGAGAAGGAAGGCUGGACUCAGAGCCCUCAGGUUCCUCAAACAGAACUCGUUCUCCCAGCAUGCCGUGUUUUGUCUUCUGAGUGGUCGGCCGCUGGUUGUCAUCGGAGGAGACGAGAGUUUGGUCAAAAAGCUGGUGGACGCUCUGAGUCUCUUCCUGCCUGCUCCUGGUCCUGAUCGAAACGCUGUGCUGCCGUUUUUGACCACGCCACUUCAACUAACUGACCUGCUGACCUGGAGGCUGAUAGGAAUACACAGAUCGUCCUCCAGCUCUUCGGCAAGCAUUUUGCACUCUCUGACUCGUUACAGCCGUUAUCUGGCCCUAUUGGAUCUGGACCAGAGGACGCUGCUUUGUCCGUCAUACUCUGGCUCUCUCAUCAACAGGCUGGCUAACCCUCACACCAGCAUCAGCCGAGGCACCACCUACCUGCUGCACCUGGAGAGCUGCCUGACUGCACUGGCCAACCAGGCUCUCUUGUACACAAUAAGUCCUGCUUUACAACGUUCAAACACUGCUGGAAGGAACGAUGGCACGGAAGGAGAGGACUUGAGUGAGUACGAUUUGAGAGUGAUGCAUUUCUUGUGUGACCUCAUAAAACAGCGCCACACAGGACGUGGACCACCAGUUUUAAGAUUCUCUUACAGCUCAGUGCAGCUGCACAGAAAUACAUAUGCACCAUAAACAAAAACAACUGACUAGUCAUAAAUAUAUCAGAAUCAGAAUCUGGUUUUAUUGUUAAGUACAUUU